UCUUCAUUUACAGCUUCCUCUCUGCUUCAUACUUUCACAUUACAAUUUACAACUCUCUUCCACUUUCCUUGAACCAAAAUAGAGAGAGGACUGUAUCAUGCAUGCUUCAUCCAGCAACAUGAUCAAACAUGGAUUCCUCAUCAUCAUCCUAUUUCUCAGCCUGCCUUACAAUGGUAUCUCACAAAACAACCAUCCUAACCAAGACAAAAACAUCCUCCUCGGACUCAAACAGCAAUGGUCCAAUCCCCCCUCCCUCAGCCACUGGACACCGUCGUCCGACCACUGCAAGUGGCCGGAGAUCACAUGCACGAGCGGCUCAGUCACGGGACUCGUGAUACAAAACGGAAGCAUCACGGAGGCAAUCCCGCUGUCGAUAUGUGACCUCAACAACCUCACCUACAUCGAUCUCCAACUCAACUACAUCCCAGGACAUUUCCCCACUGUCCUCUACAACUGCUCCAAGCUUCAAUACUUGGACCUCUCUAACAACUAUUUCAUUGGAACAAUACCUGAUGACUUGGAUCGUCUUUCUCCGCAACUCCAGGUGUUGAUCUUGUCGUUCAACAACUUCACCGGGGACAUCCCUCCAGCCAUAGGGAGACUGCUGAACCUCAGGUCUCUUCAGAUGACAGCAAACUUGUUCAAUGGCUCCUUCCCACCAGAUAUAGGCAACCUCUCAAAUCUGGAGGAGCUGUCUCUGAGCUAUAACACUUUUUCACUGCAGUCCAUUCCACACAGCUUCGCUAAGCUGAAGAAACUGCGGAAUCUGUGGAUGACCGAAGCCAACGUGAUCGGAGAAAUCCCUGAUGGCAUUGGGAAUAUGUCCGCCUUGGAGUCUUUAGAUUUAAAUACAAAUCACUUAACCGGUGGCAUUCCUGGCAGCCUCUUUCUUCUCAAGAAUUUAACUUUCAUGUACCUUUACAACAACAGGUUAUCUGGACCCCUUCCUCAGAGUGUCGAAGCCCCAAAGUUGCAGAUUCUUGAUGUUUCCAAAAACACUCUUAAUGGGACAAUCCCAGUUGAGUUUGGGAAGUUAACAAGCCUUACCGGUUUAGCUUUGAAUUUCAACCAAUUGUCCGGCGAGGUACCAGCAAGCAUAGCCACGUUGCCACAAAUUGUAGAUAUCAAGCUGUUCACCAACAAUCUGUCAGGUGUGUUACCACCGGAGUUUGGGAGGUACUCGAAAAUGAAAACAUUUGAGGUAUCUGAAAACCAAUUUGAAGGUGAAGUGCCUAAAUAUCUGUGUGAAAAUAAGGUCCUUAGGGGGGUGGUUCUCUUUGAUAACAAACUGACAGGUGGGCUGCCAGAUUCUCUUGGUGAUUGCAGCAGUCUGGAGGUAGUGCGAAUUCAUGACAACAAGCUCUCUGGUAGAAUCCCUGAUGGUUUAUGGACAUCAGAGAAUCUAACUGAGCUGAUGAUAAGCAACAACUUGUUUUCUGGUGAGCUACCACACAAACUAGGCUCUAAAGUUGGAUUGCUCGAGCUGAUAAACAACCGUUUUUUGGGUUCAAUUCCAGCAAGCAUAUCUUCUUGGGAGAAUUUGAGCGUGAUGAAGGCAAGUAACAAUUUAUUAAGCGGUGCAAUACCACAAGCAUUGACUGCUCUUGCAUCUCUGACAGUUCUUUUGCUAGACGGUAAUCAACUUUCUGGUCCCCUGCCUUCAAAUAUAGUCUCAUGGAAAUCUCUCACAACGCUGGAUCUCAGUAGAAAUCAACUCUCUGGAGAAAUUCCUGCAACAAUGGGCCGGUUGCCGAAUCUCAACUCCUUGGACUUGUCAGAAAAUGCUUUUUCAGGCCAAAUUCCCCCUGAAUUUGGCUCUUCAAUGGUAACUUUUCUCAAUGUCUCCUCAAAUAAGCUGUCGGGAAGAAUCCCAAGAUCGUUUGAAAAUGGAGCUUUUCAAGGCAGCUUUCUGAACAACUCAGGACUCUGUUCCAAUAUCGUAUCAUUGGGCCUCAGCACUUGCGGUGCUGAAACUAGGAAAUCCAACAAGUUCCCUUCUGGACUCAUUGCUGCAGUCUCUAGCACCGCUGCAGUGGCCUUCCUAGCAGUCUCUCUUUACACAAUGUAUGCCUGCAGAAGUUACAGAAAGAGAAAGCAGGUUUCAAGCUCAACUUGGAAGCUCACUUCAUUCCAAAGGCUAAAUUUCACAGAAGCAAUCAUAUUGUCAAGCUUGAGAGACGAGAAUCAAAUUGGAAGUGGAGGAUCUGGGAAAGUAUUCCGUGUCCCCAUAAGUCGCUCAGGAGAAUAUGUGGCUGUUAAGAGGAUCUGGGACAAUGUCAAGUUAGAUGAGAAACAAUUCCUAGCUGAAAUUCGGAUACUGGGCACUAUUCGGCACUCUAACAUAGUGAAACUACUUUGCUGCAUUUCGAGCGAGACCUCAAAGCUUCUCGUCUACGAGUAUAUGGAGAACCACAGUCUGGAUACAUGGCUUCAUAGCAGAAACAGAUUACACAACAUCUCGGGCCAUGUUGUCCUGGACUGGCCCAAGAGGCUGCAGAUUGCAAUUGGAGCUGCUCACGGGCUCACCUAUAUGCAUCAUCACUGCUCACCGCCAAUUAUCCAUCGAGAUGUGAAAUCAAGCAACAUCCUGUUAGAUUCUAAAUUCAAUGCAAAGAUUGCAGAUUUUGGACUAGCAAGAAACUUGAUCAAGCACGGAGAACCUAAUACCAUGUCGGUAGUAGCCGGCUCCUUUGGAUAUAUGGCUCCAGAAUAUGCUCAAACAAGAAGAGUCAGUGAGAAGAUUGAUGUGUACAGUUUUGGUGUGAUCCUUCUUGAAUUGAUAACUGGAAAAGAGGGUCAUUACGGAGACGAGAGUUCGUCCCUUGCUGAGUGGGCAUGGCGUCACAUUCAACACGGCAAACCAAUACUUGACAUUGUGGAUGAGGAUAUAAAGGAUCCACUCUACUUGGAAGACAUAAACACUAUACUGAAGCUUGGAUUGAUCUGUACCAGCACAUUCCCUUCCAGCAGACCUGCAAUGAAGGACGUUCUGCAAAUCUUACUUCGAUGCCAGCCCAUCAGUGACAAGACAAAUGGUAACGAAUAUGAUGUUGUUCCUCUCCUCCAAAGUUCUCACCCAGAUACCUGCUUUCAAUCUGAUCAAAGUGUUUUCACUUCCGUAUGAUGAUGAGUUAGAUGAGAUCUACAUUUAUACAUCUUUACUAGUAAUCUUCAUAUGAAUUAGCAGGAGUUAUGCUGGAUAUUCAGAUGUAGUAAAAUCGUUAUAAGCUAGUAGAAAGAAAUAGGAAUAGAACAGUAGAUAUGAUGUCAUUGUACCAAGAGUGCAAGUUUUCACCCUUUCCUAUUUUCAUUUUUGGUUGUCACAGUUACCUAUUAAUUACAACUAUAUAUUAAUAAAGUGUUUCAGUAUUGCA
Salvia hispanica is the source of this 3374-nucleotide messenger RNA. RefSeq lists its product as uncharacterized. Gene Ontology annotation, molecular function: protein kinase activity; ATP binding; receptor serine/threonine kinase binding. NCBI's taxonomy places the organism in Eukaryota, Viridiplantae, Streptophyta, Magnoliopsida, Lamiales, Lamiaceae. The record is from RefSeq and is a predicted model, not a curated record. Gene Ontology annotation, biological process: protein phosphorylation.